Molecule: messenger RNA, 870 nt
Organism: Nymphalis io (European peacock)
Lineage: Eukaryota; Metazoa; Arthropoda; Insecta; Lepidoptera; Nymphalidae
Product: cuticle protein 16.5-like
Exons: 5
Coding region: 1-870 (289 amino acids)
Source: RefSeq, a predicted model, not a curated record
AUGUAUUCCAAGGUCAUUAUCUUCCUCUGUGCCGCGGGCAUUGCUUCCGCUGGUAACCUACUGCAUGCGGCACCCGUGGCAUACAGCGCACCCGCCACUUCUGUUUCUUACUCUACCACUACUACAUCCCACGCGGCUCCAGUAGCAGCUUACGCUGCGGCUCCAGUAGCGGCAUAUGCCACCGCUCCUGUCGCUACGUACGCUGCCGCACCUGUAGCCACAUAUGCCGCGGCGCCUGUUGCGUCUUACGCAGCGCCGGUUGUCACUAAGGCAGUUGCAGCACCUAUCGCUACAUACGCCACUGCCCCCGCUGCCGCGGUUUCCUACCAAUCCGUGUCUUCCCACACUAGCCCAGUAGCAUAUGCUGCUGCUGCACCUGUUAUCGCAAAAUCCUAUGCUGCUCCUCUCGUGGCCAGUACAUAUGCGGCUCCUGUACUCUCAAGGUCGUAUGCUGCGCCCGUUGUUACUAGGACUCACGCAGCACCAGUAGUCACGUAUGCUGCUGCUCCUUCCAUCUCAUAUGCCGCCCCUGCCAUCUCAUAUGCCGCUGCUCCUGCUGUUUCCUACGGCUACGGAGGCGGCCACGGAUGGAUAGCUUUGCGUUCUAAUGUGGGAGGGCCGGAAUCACCACGCCGGCGCUUAUACGCCGGUGUACUGCGCUCAAUGGCGCUAUAUGGUGCACCCAUAUGGGUGGACGCUCUCACCAUUCGUAAUAGCUCUUCUGUGGAGACCGCAGAGAGUUAUACUGGUAAGAGCGGUACGAGGCUACCGUACGGUGUCGUGGAUGGCGGCGACACUUCUUGCGAGCGAUCCGCUCUGGGAACUCCAGGCCGAGCGAAAAAAAAAGAAAAAAGGAUAGCUUUGCUUUAG